Messenger RNA from Pungitius pungitius (ninespine stickleback), 3899 nucleotides. It is a transcript of the gene bach1b, whose product is annotated as BTB and CNC homology 1, basic leucine zipper transcription factor 1 b. The record is from RefSeq and is a predicted model, not a curated record. Gene Ontology annotation, molecular function: RNA polymerase II cis-regulatory region sequence-specific DNA binding; protein binding; DNA-binding transcription factor activity, RNA polymerase II-specific. The transcript is spliced from 5 exons. The coding region runs from base 154 to 2358 and encodes 734 amino acids. NCBI's taxonomy places the organism in Eukaryota, Metazoa, Chordata, Actinopteri, Perciformes, Gasterosteidae. Gene Ontology annotation, biological process: regulation of transcription by RNA polymerase II.
AGUUUUUAGUUAGUACCACAGUUGAGAUAAGGCUUUCUGGGAAACGCAUCCUGGUUGGGCGGCAUUCCAUUUAGAAAUAGCAAUGUACGCCCGGCAGCUGGGACUUUCUUAAAUACUCUAAGAAACGUGGAUAUAUAAAGUCACCCUUGUAAGAUGUCCCUCAUGGCCACAUCUGCCACCCGGUCAUCUGUGUUUACAUUUGAGUCUACGGUGCAUUCCUCCCAUGUGCUGCGCUGCCUGGACGAGCAGCGUCGGCGAGACACCAUGUGUGAUGUUACCGUGGUGGUGGAAGGUCAGAGUUUCAGAGCCCACCGCGCCAUUCUCGCUUCCUGCAGCGAGUACUUGAUGCACAGGAUCUCCUCGUUUUCACAGCACGGAGCGGUCGUCACUCUCCCCAAAGAGGUGACAGUCGCUGGCUUUGAACCUUUGCUGAAGUUUGCCUACACCUCCAAACUUCUCUUUGAGAAACACAACGUGUUAGAAAUACGCAACUCCGCUUCCAUUCUUGGUUUCAACGACCUAGACAAAGCAUGCUUUGAUUUCCUCCUCCCUAAGUUCUUCUCUAGCAGCAAGAGCCCUGCCCCUGUUCCGAGAAAGACCUGUUGUAAAAAGAUAUGCAAGAGGCGACUCUCAAAGGGAGACGGGGCCAUUGACUCUGGCGACGUCUUACUGUUUGAAAAAGAAGUCAAACCGGUUGCUGACUCACCAACUCAGCAGGAAGUCACUGGGAGCCGAGUGGAAAGUCAGAAGGCUGCAGGCGCUCUCACACCUUCGGCGGACGGGCCAAAUGAGCGUUUUACAGUUGCGAUACAGUGUCCCAAGUAUCGCAAGUUCCAGCUGGCUUGUGGAAAGGAGACCUGUGUCCCAGAGAAAAGUCUAAACAAUCCUGUGAUCACGACAGUAAUCAAGAAUGACUGUGAGCGCCCCGCCAAUUCACCCUUCAUUUCCACCGCCCAGAGCAAAGGACGGGCCGAAGAGCCAUGGAAAACUGAACCACACGAUAAGAAAAAGGGGGACGGCAGGGGAGGGGAGGUUGACCCGAAAGAAAGGCAGAGAAAAUGGAACAAGAAGGAGAAAGAGAUGGAAACGGAGGAAGACAUCAGCCCUACAGACGGAGUCAGGGUAGUCCCGUCGGGGCGGAGCGCGUUGCCGGACGACAGGUCAUCGGGGUUAAUGUUGCACCGCUGCCCCAUGGCCGAGUUUGGAGAGUGUCCUGCGAUCACCAGGACACCGGGGCACAAAAGGCCCUCGAUGGACGGCGCAGGAGGACAGAGGGAAUCCGCUGCACCGGCGUCAGGGCGCACUCACCCGAAGGCAGAGGAUCAGGUAGAAGCUGAGCAGAACAGGCCAGGUCACGAGGUACAAACGAUACAAGAAACAGGGAGCAACCAGUGGGUAAAAAACAGUGGAGAGAGGAGCGCCGUGGAAGGGGACGUGUCCGAGCACCUGGCCAAGCAGCUGGGCUUCUCUCAGCAUUUCCAGGACCCUGAAGCCGGCCGUUCCUCUGAUGGGGGAGGGAGCGCAAAGGUGCAGGACACGUCUUUGGAGUGGCUGAAAUACCACAACCUCAGCUCCACGAGCACAGGCUGUCCCUUUUACCAGGAGCUGGACCAGAGCAAGUGUUCAUGGAAGGGAGUAGAGGUGUCGGAGGGCGAGGGGGCGGAUCAAUCAGGUGUAUCUUCCCCCAACUCGGGGGACGAUGGAGACUCAGGGACAGAAACGGAAGGAGACAGCGAGUCCUACACAAGAGAGAGGGCCAGACAGGUGCAGUUGCCUUUCUCUGUAGAGUGGAUCGUGGAUCUGAACAGGAAUGACUUCCAACAGCUGCUGAAGCAACAGGUUUUUACGCAGGAACAACUGGAGUUUGUCCACGAUAUGAGACGACGCAGCAAAAACCGUCUUGCAGCUCAACGUUGCCGCAAGAGGAAACUGGAAUGCAUAAAUGAUCUGCAGUGUGAAAUCAACAAGCUGAAGACAGAGAGGGAGAAACUAAUGAUGGAGAGGAGCCAUUUGAGCCAGCUGAGGAUGAAGACAUGUCACAGUGUCUCUGCAUUAUGCCAGAAGGUCUGCAACGAAGCCAAACUGCAGCCAGAUCAACUCCAGGCGUUUGCCCAAUACACCUCCUCGGACUGCCCUCUGUCGUCUUUAUUUCCUCACAUAGAUUCGUUGGUCUCACAGCCCGACUUUCUACUCAAGCCUCACGCUUCACUCUCGGCCUGUUUUGGCCACCUCGAUAUGUACACGGCCUCCGAGGAGGCUCCGUCCAGCUCCAGAACGGACACAGUAAAAGGUGAUGGUCAACGUUCCACUUUGAGUGCACAUUCAGCACACGUACAUGCCACAAAGGAAUCCUUCUGAGACUGUUCCCGCUCUGCAUCAGACGGUAUUUGUACUUGUGCUGCAUGGGAAGGCGGCGGCACACUUGCCAUGCAUUAAUAAUGAGAGGCCAUAAUCUGCACAAAUUCUCAUCAGCUCUCGCUGCCUGUUCAAUUUGAAACCUAUAACUUAAAUAAAGAAGUCAGGAAUGUAUUGCAGGCGUGCAAAACUUAUCAAUCUACUUCCCAGUCUCUGAUAACCUGCUGUAGCAAAUUUUUCACGUUUUUCAAAUGGAUUAUACUUAGUUUUCUGGUUAAAGCAGAACACAACCUGCUUACAAAUCAAGUCAGCCAGGGUGCAUGAUGAGAAUGUUACAAUUUGAAUCAGAAAUCAUUGUAUACAUCAGGGAACUAAGGUACCUUUAUUUAUAAUGUGCUUCACUGUUUAAUUAUCUCAGGAUAACGCGCUUCCUCUUUACACAUGUCUACUUUAAUUGUUUAACUUUUUUAUAUAGAUUAUCAGGUGUUAAUAGGAAACUUCAGCACUCAAUACCUCUUGCAGUGUUGGUUCCCGCUUUAGAGUGCAACACAUGACAGCAUUUUGCACUAAAACCAUGCAACGCAGCAACCAUUAUGUGCGAUGUUUACCUAAGGGCCGUGUGUCUGGCUGAGAUACAUCAGACUGUCAUUGUGGUCCUCUGACCACAGUGACACAGCUCUCCUUGUUUGCACACCCCUCGCAGAGCUCAGCAUUGACUCACCUAAACAGACCUCACAAAUUGACCUAAUAUGUUUUAAGUGCAGUCUAUUACACUGGACAGAAAAAAUCAGCUAUACUUUCAGCAGAACCGCUGCCUCAUUCAGUGUGAUGAAAAACAUGCACAUGUGUCUCUCACUUUGAGUCUGCACUGUGUUUUUGACUUUGACUCAUAUACACUAUGCUAAGACAAUAUUCUAUGUUACCCAGCAAUAUUGAAUUACCUGUGAAAACCCUUAUCUAAAUUACUGGUAUGGGUCUAGUGAACAAUGUAGCACUAACCUGCAAAACAAGAACAGAUUAGAAGAAUAGAUUGUGUGUUUCUCGUAUUAUCAACACCCCAAUAAUGUUAAUUAAUUCUUUACUUAAUGUUUUGUAUUUGUUUGGACUUUUACCUUGAGCCUGUCCCCUGGUUUCCCAAGACUCAAGUUUGCAACCUUUUCCUGAUCAAAUUUCACUCUAUCAUAUUUGCAUAUAUUAGUUUAUUUCCACCCAUGAUAAUCACAACAGUUCAAAUAUUAAAUUAGAAGUUUGACAUUGAUUUUGGUGAAAUGGCGAGUGAUCACAACGUUUCUGGAGGGAGUGGUGAUUACUCAGGUUUUUUUGAUGAUGUCUUUUUUCUGUCGCUGAAGUUCAUUCACUCAAAGCGUAAUGGAUGAUGAUGCUGGUGCGUGUUGCCCUCUAGUGGCACUGCCUGUGCAGUCAUUAGACUUAGAGCUGUAUAGCACAUACAUAUUAUAGUUUUAUUACUUAUACAUCUUUCUAUAAUAAUCUCAGAUUUUUUUACAGAAAAUAAAAUGCUUCAAACUGUUGAAUAUGUUUACCUC